Helobdella robusta is the source of this 396-nucleotide messenger RNA. RefSeq lists its product as hypothetical. The transcript has 3 exons. Gene Ontology annotation, cellular component: RNA polymerase II, core complex. Gene Ontology annotation, biological process: DNA-templated transcription. Lineage: Eukaryota; Metazoa; Annelida; Clitellata; Rhynchobdellida; Glossiphoniidae. Gene Ontology annotation, molecular function: DNA binding. Bases 1 to 396 code for a protein of 131 amino acids. The record is from RefSeq and is a predicted model, not a curated record.
AUGAAAAAGCGCAUCUCACGAACGGCAUUCAGUGAGAAGCCCCCUCGCCACGUCAAGGCAGCCGUUCAUGAGGGGAAUAAGAAGGGUGAUAGGUUAAAAAUUGAAAGAGGAACUAAUGAUGGACCUGAAAGUCAAGGUUUCGUUGAAAAUUCUUACUUGGCCGGAAUCACGCCUACUGAAUUUUACUUUCACGCGAUGGGCGGUAGAGAAGGAUUGAUCGAUACCGCUGUCAAAACUGCUGAAACUGGUAGGGUGACUCUGGGAGCGUUUGGGACCACCGUAGUGUACGUGUUGCAAUGGAGGUACUGUCCCCUCACUCGCACAACCUCGCUUAAACUGAAGGACGUCAGACCGAUGAUGAGGUUGAGGGUCUUUACGAUAGCUGAAUUCGUUUAA